UAAGGGGCGUUUAUUUCACUCAUUCUGCAAAGCGCACAGGCACGAUAACAUAAGGUCAACACUGUUCGAAACAAGAAGUCACACAAUAUUUGCUAAACAAGUCGUCUGUGGGACAGUCAUGGGCUCUGAGGCGCAGAUGCAGCGACUGCGCGAGCUCUUCCACGCCUGUGAUGUGGAUCAUUCAGGACGGAUCGAGAAAUGGGAGUUUGAGAAAAUAUGCUCGGAGCUUCACGUCCAGUCCAGCGAGAUCGAUUCGCUUUUCUCCAGACUUGACACCGACGAAGACGGGACGAUAAACCUGGAGGAGUUCAUGGAGGGCUUUCAGGAGUCGCACCUGCUGAAGGAGCCGGAGAUGAGCGGAGAGCCGGCCGGGGAAACUUCCUCUGCCGCCUGGGAAGACUUUAAAUCGCGCCUUGGCGAUCAGUUCAAAUUCAUCCCCAGGAUUGACCAGGUAGCAACUCUGUACCAGAACAUCCGUUUGACGGAGCCCAGAAUGGUCCCUCAGUAUGAAAGGGUUCUUGUCAGUUUCAUCAAGGAGAUCCGGAUACUGAACACAGAAAUGGAGCAUCUGGCGCUGGCUGUCAAGAGAGCUCAGGAUCAGAUGUCUAUGCAGCUGAGUGAGAUGGAGGAAGAGAUGGAUCACCGAAUCCACACCGCAGAGAGAAACACACGUCUGCAGGAGUCUAAAAAAGCUGAGGCGACUCUGAGCAGCAUGAAACACCAGUAUGACUCUCAGAUUUGUGAACUCCAGCAGAAGAUUCAGACUCUGCAGAUGAUGGAGAACCAGAACAGGAGCGUGAGCCUGAAAGAGGAAACAUCGGCACUUAAACGGCAGAACAACGAGCUCAUGCUGCAAAACCAGAAGCUGAAGCAGGAGCUGUUGGAGUCCCACACUAAUGUUGCGUUCUUGCAAAGCGAGCUGGACUCUCUGAAGAGUGAUCUGACAGACCAGAGCAUCAACUGUGAACGAGACGAGGCUCUUAUGAAGUGCUUCUCUGAGGAGAGAGAUAACCUGGAGAGACAGAUCGAGAUGCUUCAGGUAGCAAACAGAAAGCUGCACGACAGUAAUGACAGUCUGCGUACGGCGCUGGAGAGCAGUCAGAGCAAGAGCAAGACUCAGCGUGUUAGCGGACUCUCACCUGGAGUUUACGUGAACACCAGAAAGAAUGUCUGCCACUCUUAUUUUGAUCGGUGCUGCAACACGUGUGUGGAUGAGGAAGACUACGAUCAAUUUCGGCUGAUGGCGGGAAUGCGCAGACAGAGCUGUGAUUCUCUGGCUCUGGCUUUGUGUGACCCGAUGCGCAGACGCAGCUGCGAGGAGGACAGUCUCCCAGACAGCGGCAUGUCUACCCUGCGCUCCAAUAUCGGAUAUGAUUAUGAGCAUGAGAGAACAUCCAGUCCUGUGGAGGCAGAAGACAGCAACACCACAGUGUCUGGAGACACGUCUGAUACUGAGGUUGUGGAAAUGCGAGAAGAGGCUGCGUCAGGGUCGGACAGCGAAUCCGUUCAGAGCUGGAUGCCAUCAAAGCCUGUUCAGACGGAUGACGUUUCUGCUUCAGGGAAGAAAUGCCUUUCUGCUAUUUUCACAGAGAGAGAGCAGGAUGAGCUGGCCGUGUCUCAGUCUCCAUCUGAGAAGGCUUACAGGAUCGUGCUGGCAGGAGACGCUGCAGUGGGAAAGUCCAGCUUUCUUCUCCGUCUCUGUAAGAAUGAGUUCAAAGGCAACACCAGCGCCACACUGGGUGUUGAUUUCCAGAUGAAAACUCUGGUUGUGGAUGGCGUUCCAACAGUGCUGCAGUUAUGGGACACGGCUGGACAGGAAAGGUUUCGGAGCAUUGCUAAGUCAUACUUCAGGAGAGCGGAUGGAGUUCUUCUGCUGUACGACGUCACCUGUGAGAAGAGCUUUCUGAAUGUGCGAGAAUGGGUCGACAUCAUCGAGGAUGUUUCUCAGGAUGACAUUCCCAUCAUGCUAGUGGGCAAUAAGACAGAUCUGAGGAAGGAGGCUCUUCAGGACGGAGUCACCUGCAUUCCAACCAGCUAUGGAGAGAAACUGGCCAUGACAUACAGUGCCUUAUUCUGUGAGACGAGUGCAAAAGAUGGAUCCAACAUCAUUGAAGCUGUUCUUCAUUUAGCCCGAGAGGUGACCAAACACGCCGACGAUUACAAAGAGCCUGUGUCAGUGGCCAAACUGUCUGGAAAUCAUACCAAGAAGAUGUCCAGUCCAAACUGCUGCAUGGGCUGAUGGAUAAACCCGUCGACUUCCACACACUGAUCAAGUAUUUAACCGUUCAACUAUUUAUUCAGCGCGUCAUGAAGGAAAACCAAGUUGGAGAAUUUUUACCGUGGUAAUAACUUAAGAGGUAAAGUUGGUUUUAUAUUCGCACAUUCGUUAGCAGUCUCUAUUGUGUUUACCUUGUUAACGUUACUUUGAAUAUUCGAUCGGAAUUAGCAUGCUAGUAUGACUUCUAAACAACAUUGACACUGUCUAAUUCACUGUGAACAAUGUUGUACUUUGAUAGUCACUGGCUGCUUAUAUGAUUUCCCUGUUUAGAAUUUGCAAAGAGUACUUUUCUGAAAUUAUAUUAUUAAGGAGAAUGUCUGAAUAUCCGAAUAUAAAACCAACUUUACCUCCAUUGCUAAAUAUCUUCAAGUAUUGUCUUCAGGAUUUUAUGAAAAUCUUUGCCUUAAAUAGCCCUUAUAACUUUUAUACCGCAGCUGAUUAUUAGCCCAGAGUUUACUGUGCUGCACCUUACUAUUUAUUGUGUGUAAAACGAAGAGAAUGUUGUCGUAGUUCUGUAAUAGAUCUACUGUAUGAAGUGUGUGUUACUGUAUGAAGUGUGUGUUUUGUAAGUUUAGAUAAUGUGAGCUCAUUUCUGCCCUUAAAAAGUGUGAGUUUACAUCUUACGUUUCUGAUUUGUUUUGUCUCAAUUCAGAUUUUUGUCUCACUAGUUCAGAUUCUUUUUUUUUACUUAUAGUUCUGUUUAUAUCUUGCAAUUUCCUUUUUCUUGUAAUUCUUUGUUUAUAUCUCAGUUCUGUCUGCUUCUGUGAGGUUUUCCUCUUAUAUAUGACCGCUUGCUCAGAACAACAAACUGAGCGUCAUUUAAAACACUAUAGACUGAUUUUCUGCGGCCGCCAUUUUAAACAGCGAAACCGAGGCUGCGGUGGGAAGAAACCCGGAAGUAUCGCUCGAGUCACAGAGGAAUGUUGUGUACCUGGCUGUAUAUCUUAACAGCGAAGAGAAAUGGACACCAAUUUAUAAUUUCACCGCCUUCCGAGUGACCCGAAGGUCUGUUCUGAAUAUGUAGCGAAAAUAAGAAAAAGGAUAUCCAACCUUAUUUUUAGCUAAGGAAAAUGGCACUAGUUAGCUAACAUUUUCUUUCCCAAACACACAAUUUAGAUGCCUUAUAUUAAACUUAAGUUAAUGAACUGAUUCCUUUACCAUAUUAGGCUUGUCUUGAUACAAAAUUUUUGUACUGAAAUGUAAAAAAAAAAAAAAAAAAA
Molecule: messenger RNA, 3498 nt
Organism: Danio rerio (zebrafish)
Lineage: Eukaryota; Metazoa; Chordata; Actinopteri; Cypriniformes; Danionidae
Source: RefSeq, a predicted model, not a curated record